UCUGAAGCCAGCAUGAUGAAGGCCAAAAACGUUUACUUGCUCUUCGCCUUCCUUGCCGUCCUGCUCAUUGGUUUCUCAUGUUUCUGCGUCUCCAGGAUGAACCAAACAAAUAAUCAACUAAUGAACUGCAGAAACCACGUUUUGGAGUUUAAGGAAAUUAUGCUCCGUUUAAAAAACAAAAGUGAAAAUCAUCACCAAAAUCUAAUCCAAGUCUUGUAUCAAAUGAAGCAUAAAGCUGCCCACACAAGAGCAUCAGGAAACUCCCUUGAGAAGAAGGGGAACAUACUGAGUCAACACGAAACACUUCCUAACCAAUUUGAAAUCUUAAAGUACUUCCUUCCUCAUCUAAGGACAGCAGGGAAGCUUUACCCAGCUAUAGCCACCAGCAAAGGGAGAGCAGGCGUUUCGUUUGCACUGGGAAUCUCCACCAUUAACAGAAGGAACCACACCUACCUGAAGCAAACGCUGACCUCUGUUCUCUCCAGAAUGACUCCCGAGGAAGAGGAGGACUCUGUGGUGAUCGUCUCUGUCGCCGAUACUGAUGAAAGUUAUUUAAAAUCUGUUGUUCGCAUGGUUAAAACCAAAUUCAGAAAGCAAGUGCAGUCCGGCGUCUUGGAGGUCAUUUCAAUACCCACCCUUUUUUAUCCUCAAACAUUACUGGACAAGAAAAUGAAGGACUCAGAAAAUUGGCAGGUAAAACAAGUAUUGGACUUUUGUAUCCUGAUGCUGUAUGCCCAGCCCAAGGCCACGUAUUAUUUACAGCUAGAAGAUGAUAUCGUAGCAAAAAAGAUGUAUUUUACAAAAAUGAAAGACUUUGUAAAUAGUCUCACUUCAAAAAAUUGGUUUUUUAUUGAGUUUUCAGUCCUUGGAUUUAUAGGAAAACUCUUUCGAUCGAAGGACCUCACUAACUUUGUGCAUUUUUUCCUGAUGUUCUACGAAACAAAGCCCAUAGAUAUACUUCUAGAUGACAUCUUCCUGCUUCGGGUGUGCAGCCAGGGAGAGCCUGUUAGGAGAUGUUUGCAGCGAAAGAAGGGAUUUCGAAUUCAGUACAGACCAUCUCUGUUCCAGCAUGUGGGCACUCAGUCAUCAUUUCCAGGACGAGAACAGCACCUCAAGGAUAUUUAUUACUAGGAUUUUUCUAAAUUUUACAACUUCUUUAAAAAUUACCAGACUCAUUUUUGGGAAAAAGGCACAGCAAAUAUCAAAUUUUCUCGAAUAAUACUGAAGAAGAGACUACACUAUUUAUUUUUUAAAUUAAGCCUUCAGUAAUAAAGUGAGUAUUCAAAUUU
This is a messenger RNA of Mus pahari (shrew mouse), 1289 nucleotides long. RefSeq names its product MGAT4 family member D (gene Mgat4d). The record is from RefSeq and is a predicted model, not a curated record. Gene Ontology annotation, molecular function: acetylglucosaminyltransferase activity. Gene Ontology annotation, cellular component: endoplasmic reticulum-Golgi intermediate compartment; Golgi stack; endoplasmic reticulum. Bases 13 to 1131 code for a protein of 372 amino acids. NCBI's taxonomy places the organism in Eukaryota, Metazoa, Chordata, Mammalia, Rodentia, Muridae. Gene Ontology annotation, biological process: protein N-linked glycosylation. The transcript has 11 exons.